This is a messenger RNA of Mercurialis annua (annual mercury), 993 nucleotides long. RefSeq lists its product as uncharacterized. The transcript has a single exon. The record is from RefSeq and is a predicted model, not a curated record. Lineage: Eukaryota; Viridiplantae; Streptophyta; Magnoliopsida; Malpighiales; Euphorbiaceae. The coding region runs from base 131 to 832 and encodes 233 amino acids.
CAACCAUUUCUAUUGAACAUUAUUCUUCCUGUGUCAUCUCUAGUUGAAAAUUCUCCCAUAAACCCCUCCGCCCUCACCACCGUCACGGCCACCGUCAAAAAGACCUAAAUCGUCAAUUUCAUAACCUAAAAUGAAUCUGCCAGUAACAACACCUAAACCGAACACCAUAAACGUAAAUCCAACACUGAUUACAACCACCACCCCAACCACCACCACCGGCGCAACAUGCGGAAACUGCAACACGAAAGAAACGUUUCUCCUCCACCACGUAAGAGUCCGCGGCGUCCACCGACGUCUCUGCACCUCCUGCGUUCUCCGAGCUCACCCGUCCUCCUUCUGCCCUAAUUGCUUCACCUUCUACGACAUAAAUCCGCCGCCGCCUGCCAAACGCAUCGCCUGCUCUAACUGCACCUCCUUCACUCACUCACACUGUGCCGCCAUGCCGCCGCCGUCGCACUCUCCGUUCCUCUGUCCGCCGUGCGUGGAUCCUAAUUUCAAUUUCUUCAGUUUUAGCAAUAGCGACAAAAAAGCAAUCGAUAAGAAAAUGGCGACGGUUCUAUUAUGCGCGGCGAAGAUUGCGUCGAAUUCGAUGGCGAAGGCGGUGAAUGUAGCGAGACUGGAGGCGGAGCGGAGAGUCAAAGAAGCGGCGGUUUGUAAGAAGAGAGCUAGAGAGGCUCUUGAACAUGUUAUGUUAAUUGCUAAACGGAAAGAAGCUGACGGCGUUUCUGGCUCCGGCAAUCAUGUAUUAGGUAAACGGGAUAGAGACGGCGUUGACGGCGUCGUUGUUGCUCCGGCUACUAAUGGAAAUCUUGAUCUUAAAAAAGAAUCUUGAAAUGAAAAUUCACCCAAUUUCUUCAACUAUUUAAUUUAUAACUGAAUUUCUUGUUUUGUGAUUUUAAUUUUUUGGUCAUUUUCAGCGAUAAGGAUCAAAUUGUAAACAAUUUCAUGUAUUUCAAAUGAAUUUUGUUAGUAAAGUUUAGUUGAGUUGUUAAA